Molecule: messenger RNA, 436 nt
Organism: Funneliformis caledonium
Lineage: Eukaryota; Fungi; Glomeromycota; Glomeromycetes; Glomerales; Glomeraceae
Source: the annotation of a GenBank genome assembly
ACAGGAUUGUUUAGAUCAAGACUCUGAAAUUGAACAUACAAUUAUGAAACGACAAAUUUAUGGGGAAUGUGCAGCAUUAGGACGAAAGUUAGCAUCUUUGGCUUCUGAAUAUUGUAUAACACAUAUUGCAGCUACUUUACAAGGUUUAAUUCAACAAGUAGAACAAUCUACUUCUGCUUCUUUAAAUGCUGAAAAUCAAGAAAUGAUUCAGAAUCCAUUACAAAUUAAUACAAAAGGAAGGCCGGCUAAACGCUUAAAAUCAUGUGUGGAAAAUAUUUCAAAAAAUAGAGAAGGAAAAACCCGUUCUGGUGAUGGAUAUGUAUGUCGAAAUUGUCUUAAAGAUGGGCAUAAUUCAAGAAGUUGUGCUGCGCCAUGUAAAAGUUGUAAAGAAAUUGGGCAUACUUAUUUACAUUGUCCGAACAAAGAAAAUUCUUAA